AAAGGAAGUUCAACUGACGUACACAAUACCGGAAGAUUUUCAAAUGGUUCAAAACGGUGCUUUGCUUCCGCUUUGCCGCUUCGUUAACAGAAUGGAAGGCCAUCUAUGUUUGGUUUGGUUGAUAUCCACGUUUUUGCUUGGCAGUUAUACUCUUCAAGCUACAUCAUCAUGCCCAAGAAGGUCAGAAACAGAUGGUCGAUGUAGAAAACCUUGCCGUGCUGACAGCGAAUGUAGCUCAAAGAAGACUUGUCUGUGUGACGGGCCAUGCGGGAUGAGUUGCCUCAAAAGAGGCCAAAAAUGUCGCAGUGACUACUACGAAACUCCUGCUAAUGGAAAACGAACUGUCAAUGGGAAUACAUUGGGUGAUACUGUUGUCUACAGUUGCAAAACCGGAUAUACACUUUUUGGAACGAGUGUACUGACAUGCAGUGGCAUUCGUAAGUGGAAACCAUGGGACCAAGGAGAGCCAAAAUGCAAAAGGGUGUGUGCCAAUCCUGGUGAUCCAAGAAACGGAAGAACAAGUGGGGACGACUUUGAAGUUGGACAGCGGGUCAGGUUUCGGUGUAACCCUGGCUACGUAUUGCACGGUAGAUCGUCUGCAACAUGCCGUCGCAAUUUGAGGUGGAGUCACUCUCCACCACAGUGCAAAGUGAUUGGUUGCGCAUCACCUAAGCUUCCACAGAAUGCCGUUAUCAGAAGGAACAAAAAAGACAGUUACACGUAUGGGGAUCGAGUUUAUCUUGCUUGCAGUAGAGGAUAUGGCGCCUUUGGGUCUUCUUACAUCGACUGUUUGGGGAAUGGAUGGUCGAGAGCAAAACUUCAGUGCAGGCCAAAAAGCUGUGGAUCCCCGGGUCAACUUACAAAUGGUCGUGUGAUAGCAAGUUAUUACACGUAUGGUAAUGAGAUAACAUACGAAUGUAAGAAAGGUUUUAGAUUAAGAGGGUUAUCAACAAGAACUUGCUUGAGUAAUCAAAGGUGGAGUGGCAGCAGACCAAUUUGUGAAGCCAAACUUUGUGGAGCAUCGCCACAUUUGCAAAAUGGACAGUUUGAAGGAUUUUCGACGGCAUAUGGAGCAAAGAAAAGUGCUAGGUGUAAGGACGGCUAUAUGGUGCAAGGUAGCAGUCAAAUCAUAUGCAAUGGUGACAACUGGGAAUAUGACGGAGCGAUAUCAAAAUGUGUUGUGAUAACGUGCAAUUCUUUUGUGAUUGCUGACGGUAAAGUUAUCCCUGAUAAGCAAGGAAGUUUUUUGCCCGGCGAACGUGCCUCGGUUGAUUGUGAUGAUGGGUAUGUGAUAAAUGGAAGGAGGUCUUUGGAAUGCAAAGGCGAUGGAAGAUGGUCACAUGAUCAACCAGUGUGUUUACAGAAGACGUGUAUAAAACCACGUGAACCUCGAAAUGGCAGAAUCAUUGAAAAAGUAUAUUAUAUUGGCGACAAAGCAGAAAUCGUUUGCUCUAAAGGCUAUUAUUUAAACGGCGAAAAUCAGAAGUGUGGACAACAUGGUUGGAUUGGCUCUGCGCCUACAUGCAAAGUGAAAAGCUGCCCCUAUCCAGAAAGUAUUCUAAACGGUUACGUUACGAGAAAAGAUUUAACAUAUGGUGGCAAGGUAUCAUAUCAGUGUGAAAAUGGUUUUCAAUUAAAAGGGCCUAGCGAGAGAAAAUGCUUGAGUAGUGCAAGAUGGAGUGGUGACGAGCCAAUUUGUGAAGAGAUACAAAUGGAUGAGAAGAUUAAGAUCCGUUAUGUUGGGUGUUUCAGAGACGAGGCACAACGUGCAUUACCCGAUGAAAGAGAUUUGAAUGUUUAUUCGUUAAAUUCUGGCGAGACGUUCAUCUCGAAGUGCAUUGAAAUCUGUAAAAAAAAGGGUUCCCCAUAUGCUGGUCUUCAGUUUCGAAGGGAGUGUAACUGCGGUGACAAUUACAACCGGUACGGUAGAGCUCAGGAAUCUGAUUGCAGAGAACUAUGCUCAGAUGGAAAAGGGAAAUGUGGAGGCUCGUGGAGAAAUUCUGUCUACAAAACUGGUUGCGUCCAGCCAGAUCAUCCAGAAAAUGGCAAGGGCAUACCUCGAUUGGACUACAAAAGUGGCGAUGAUGCUGAUUAUUCAUGCAAUGAUAACUUCAAAUUGAAAGGAAAAAGACAAGUUUGCUCUGGAUUAGAUUGGUCCGGUGAAGUCCCAAAAUGCAAAGAAAUUCGAACUUGUCCGAAGAAAUUUACCAACUCCAAGUUGUAUAUAACGGCCGAGAAAUAUACACCCGGAUCUUAUGGUAUCUUUCGAUGCAAAGAUGGAUUUGAAUUAGAAGGUGACAGUCGGGCAAGUUGCCACCGGAACCUAACGUGGAGUGGGAGAAGAACAUGCCGAGAAAGCUGUCGGUUACCUGUAUUUGGCAGUUCCAUCCGACAUGACAGUACAUUUGAGGUAAAAUGUCCUAGAACUGGGACUUUAAAUAAGAUAUAUCGUUGCAACAAUGGAGAAUUGGUUGCCAUAAGAGUUUUCGGAUGCCAGCAAGACUGCGAUAAACCAUCGUCAAUUGCAAAUGGAAAAGUAACAUUUAAGGGAAGCGUGGCAGAAAUUCAAUGUGGGCGCCAAUUCAAGAUUUAUGGAAAUAAUAAAUUGACCUGCCGGAAUGGAAACUGGAGCGAAGAAUGGCCUAAAUGCAUAAGCAAAAGAACAUGCAUUUCGGAUUUUUCCCAGCCGCUUUCUACGGUGACGAAGCUUGUCCGUCAUCUGAACCCUCAGAUAUUUGUGUGUGCCAGUGGCUACCAGAUACAAGGGUCAGCAGUUCUGUUAUGCAAAAAUGGUCGUUUCCCAGCUACAUUGCCCACAUGUGAGCCAUCAUCUUGCAAAAGGUCUUCUACAGCUAUAUCGUUUCAAGAGUUAUGCAAGUCAAAUGAAAAUGUUUUCAUUGCUAAAGUAACAAAUUUUGGUUUCGCCGAAGCAAGACUACAAAUUACUGUCAGUUUGAAAGGAAGUCUGAUAGGCGAUACAAAUGUAACAAUGGUAACCCUUGCUGAGCCGGAAAAAUUUGGAUGUCCAACAAUGAAGAGAGGAAAUCACUACAUUUUCUUUGCAAGAAGUACUUUGAAUGAUGUCACCCGUAUUUUGCCAAUCGAUGAGGAUGGUAUGCAGAAAAAGCUAUCAUUUCUCAAAUACUUUUGUAGACCAUAAUCAACCUUGAUAGAAUGACUUUUUUAGAUAAAAUCUAAAGGGUAAAUUAAGAUAAAAUUGAUACUUAGAGUGAUGUCCUUUGAUGUUUCAACACUAAUCAAGAACUAUAAUUAAAUCAGCUAUUUGCUCUGAUUUUCACAAAAGUGAUUUUAUCAUCAUAGAUUUGCUGUAUUUUUCUCCAAA
Molecule: messenger RNA, 3343 nt
Organism: Rhopilema esculentum
Lineage: Eukaryota; Metazoa; Cnidaria; Scyphozoa; Rhizostomeae; Rhizostomatidae
Product: sushi, von Willebrand factor type A, EGF and pentraxin domain-containing protein 1
Source: RefSeq, a predicted model, not a curated record